AUGAAGGGAUAUACUAACCUGGCUAAGCUACUUCGCAAAAAGGGAGCUAAUCCAGAUAUUCCGGAUAAGUCUAGAGAAACCACGCUUCAUUUAGCGGCAUUUGACGGGCAUGCCAAUGUGGCUAAGCUUCUUGUUAAGCAAGGUGCCGAUAUUGCCGCUAUAGACGCAGUGGAAAACAAGUAUACGGAUGUGGCUAAGCUUCUCCGUAAUCGAAGCGCUGAUGUUGCCACUGCAGACAGUUACGGCUUGACACCACUGAAGGCAGUUUCCCGUAAAGGAUAUACUGAGGUGGUUAAGCUGCUUCUUGAGAACGCAGUCGAUUCCAACAUUUUCGAUACUCACUGCGGAACACUGGCACCUUCGACCACUCAUGACAGACACGUUGAUGUGGCCAAGGCACUUGUUAGGAAAGGCGCUGGCGUUGCGGAUGUGGACCACUACGGAUUGAAGCCGCUGCAUGACAUCUUUGAAAGGGCAUCUCGAGUGGUUUUGCUACUUCUCAAGACCGGAGCUUACACUAAAGCUAAGGGUGCUUCCGGACGCGGUUCGCUAUUUCUACCAUUCGCAAAAGGUCACCUAGGAGUUAUAGAGCAACUCUUCUCCAUUAAAGGUGUGAAUCGACGCCAAUCUUUACGGCUACAUGGAAUGGGCAUGAGAAAGUUAAGGCGUGUUUGCUUAGCGUUAAAGGUGCUUACAUGGACUUCCAUGAUUCCUUCGGUCGGAGUCAACACCAAGAGUGGUAAUACUUAUAUCGCUCAAGCCAUGCUUAAAUUCGCUCGGGGAAGAGAUAUCCAAGUCGACGACGGUGACUUAGGCGUGGAGCCCAGCUUAAUAGACACAGACGGAUCGACGAGGUGGUGUGGUUUUCUCACUGAGCACCUCCGCGCGCUCGAAGUAAAUAAUCAUGGGUGGUAG
Emericellopsis atlantica is the source of this 915-nucleotide messenger RNA. Its product is annotated as ankyrin repeat-containing domain protein. NCBI's taxonomy places the organism in Eukaryota, Fungi, Ascomycota, Sordariomycetes, Hypocreales, Bionectriaceae. The coding region runs from base 1 to 915 and encodes 304 amino acids. The transcript has 5 exons. Gene Ontology annotation, molecular function: protein binding. The record is from RefSeq and is a predicted model, not a curated record.